Molecule: messenger RNA, 1311 nt
Organism: Pecten maximus
Lineage: Eukaryota; Metazoa; Mollusca; Bivalvia; Pectinida; Pectinidae
Product: sodium/glucose cotransporter 4-like
Biological process (GO): transmembrane transport
Cellular component (GO): plasma membrane
Molecular function (GO): D-glucose:sodium symporter activity
Source: RefSeq, a predicted model, not a curated record
UCAAAUAUCUUUAGGUCCACUGAUCUCCCUACGACAACGUAGUUCAGGAUAAAACGAGGAUAAGCGGGGUUUCACAUGCAUUAUCAUAUUUUAUUCUGCCUUGAAAUUGAUAGAUUGUGAAAUGAUACAAAACCAAGAAUUUUAAAGAUGUACCAAGCACCAAAUAAGACAACAUCAAAUAGAGGGCAUUGAGUUGAAUGAGAUGUCGUGUCCACGCAUAUUUUAAUUCACUUAUGUAUGCGCAGGCAGGUACGGAUUAUAAUUAGGUAAUUAAGUGUAUGUCCAUUCAUAUUACAUUUAUUGAUGUGUUCACUGACAGGCUUGAAUUUACUUUGCAUUAUAAUUGAACAUUAUUUUUAUUGAUAUAUCUGGUGUAACAUGAUACGUUUACAUAUAUAUACAACUUAGAAAUACAAUGUUAACAGUAUGUGUCACAUUUUCGUAAGAUGUAUUUACUAUAAAACGUAAAUUGAAUCUAAAAUUAUUAAUUAGAACUUUGUCAAACAACAGUAUACAAAAUUAGAAACAUGUAUUGAAUCAAACAAUAUUUCACCGAUAUGUUUUACGAAAAGAAGAAUAUUCUCAAUUGUUACAGUUUCUUAACGCACGUAAACUGCCGUAGUUGUUUCCCUUUAGUAGUCCGGAAAUCUUACAAAGAAUUGAAACAUAUUAUGCAUUUAUUUAUUAUGUUCUAGGCCAUAUAACCUGACUUUCUCAUCGUUGUUUCAUAUGACUUAAUUAUCUGAUGACAAAGAAUUUGUACAACUAUGAUAAUUCGAUAAAUGAUACGUUAUGUAGAUAGCACAUAUGUUAUGAACGUGAAAAUUUCUGCACUUGCAAUGUCAUGAUUUGUAGUGUAAAUCAUAAAUAACCAGACUAAUUGGGAUGAAAUAGUUUCUUCAUUCUGUUUUCUCUACGGUUUGAAUACCAAUGUGACGUCUGUAUUAUAUUUACAUGUACUUUAAUGACGUUUUUCUAUUGACAUGGCGAACCUUCUCAUCCAUUUUCAUUACAGGUGGUCUAGCAGCUGUCAUUUACACCGAUACGUUACAGACAGUCGUGCUCAUUGUUGGUGCUACCAUUCUCUUCGUUACUUCAUGGGUAGAUGUCGGUGGCUGGGGAGCAUUACAUGACAAGUUCAUGACGUCAGCGGCUAAUUACACACUCACCAACACCUCGUUAUACUCCUGUGGGUUACCCCGACAGGAUUCAUUCCAUAUCGUACGUGACGCUGUCACGGGUGACAUCCCCUGGCCAGGUGCUCUACUGGGACUGUCUACCUUAGGCAUGUACGUCUGGUGUCAGGAUCAG